Messenger RNA from Phalacrocorax carbo (great cormorant), 5803 nucleotides. NCBI's taxonomy places the organism in Eukaryota, Metazoa, Chordata, Aves, Suliformes, Phalacrocoracidae. The record is from RefSeq and is a predicted model, not a curated record.
GCUCCUGCGCGCGGUGGGGCUUCGGGGCGGUUACCGGCAGCGCGAGGCGGAGGGGGUCCGCGCGCGCGCUCCCGCCGCUCCCGGCUGCGCGUGCCCGCGCCCGGGCGCGCCCCGGCCCCGCCGCCGAGAAGGGUGGGUGGGGGGGCGGGGAGGGGCGAGCCGGCGCCUCAGGCGGCGGUGGGGGUGUCUCGGCGCCUAGGCCCGGUGCGGGUGUUCUCGCCCCGCCCCGUUCCCCGCCGAGGGCCGCCGAGCAGGCCAGGAUGAGCGGUGAGGACGGGAACGAGGAGUUCUACCGGCAGCUGCAGCUCCAGCAGCAGUACGAGGCUGGGCCCGGCGGCGAGGAGGGUGAGGCCGAGGCCGAGGCCGACCCCUUCACCUACGUGGACCCGGCCGAUGGGGCCGCCUACGAGUGGGACCGGGAGAAGAAGGCCUGGUUCCCCAAGAUAACAGAAGAUUUCCUUGCAACGUAUCAUGCCAACUAUGGCUUCCAUGCAGAUAAUACAGACAGUUCAUCUGCUUCUGGCACAGCAACUGAAAGUAAGCAACCCGUCAGUUCUAAGACAUCAGGAACACAACCAUCAGCAAACGAGAAAGGACCACAACAAACAGAUCCCAAACAUAAAGCAGAAAAACGGAAGCUUGAGCCAGGAUGGUUUCAUGUUGAAGAAGACAGAAACACAAAUGUUUAUGUGACUGGUUUACCUCCAGAUAUCACAAAAGAUGAAUUUAUACAAGUCAUGUCAAAAUGUGGUAUCAUUAUGCGAGAUCCUCAGACAGAAGAACACAAAAUCAAACUUUACAAAGAUAAGGAAGGAAACCUUAAAGGAGAUGGCCUCUGUUGCUAUCUAAAGAGAGAAUCAGUUCAACUUGCAUUGAGACUUCUGGAUGAGGCAGAAAUUAGAGGCUAUAAAUUGCAUGUUGAAGUUGCAAAGUUUCAACUGAAGGGGGAGUAUGAUGCAAGCAAAAAGAAGAAGAAAUGUAAAGACUACAAGAAGAAGUUGUCUCAACAGCAGAAACAGCUGGAUUGGAGGCCUGAGAAGAAAGAUGGUGCAACUCGAAUGCGACAUGAACGCAUCGUUAUUAUCAGGAAUAUGUUUCACCCAAAGGACUUUGAGGAGGAUCCCUUGGUGCUAAAUGAGAUCAGAGAAGAUCUGCGGACAGAGUGUGAAAAGUUUGGUCAAGUAAAGAAGGUUCUCAUAUUUGACCGACACCCUGAUGGCGUGGCUUCUGUGUCAUUUAAAGAAGCAACAGAAGCUGACCUGUGCAAGCUAACUCUAAAUGGAAGGUGGUUUGGUGGCCGUCAGCUCAGUGCUGAAACAUGGGAUGGUGUAACGGAUUAUCAGGUGGAGGAGACUGCAAGAGAGAGGGAAGAACGGCUCAAGGUGUGGGGAUCAUUUUUAGAGGAUCCUGAUGGAAAGGAGCAGCAGCCUACAUCUGAUUCAGAUUCCGCAACAAGUAGCGUUAAGCCACCUGAAGGCAGACAGCCUUCAAAAGUUAAUGACGCAUCUAAGGAUGUAAAUGAUGAAGCCCGUAAGAGGGAGAAUAAUGGUGAGGGCAUUAAUGAAGAUGGUGCUCCAUCUACAGACAGCAGCCUUGCAGGCAGUGAUGUUGAAGCAGAUACAUAACAUCUUUAACGCUUGACGAAAGCAUGGUUUUUAGGGUGAUGUUUGAGUUUAUCCCUUUCUUCAGGGUGACUGCAGACAAUGUUCGUAUUCAUAUAUGCGUAUUAGAAUGUCAUCAACCGUGUGCUUUGAAGUUUUCAUUAAAAGCAGUAUUUAAUGAGACUCUAAAAGUUUGUAUUAAUUGGCUAUUCAGGUAAAGUUGCCAAGAAUGCGGUAAAACUCAUCAGGCUUUUUUGUUCUAACUAUGCUUGUUAGUGUUUCAUUAUGCAAGUGUGAAAUAUGUUCCAGCCCUUCCUGGAACACCCAAGUCCAUGUAGCUAUAUGUGACUUCAGUUAUACAAAGCUAUUACACGAUUUCUGGAUUUUACUGCUAAUUUUCCUGUACCCUUUGGAACUCAGUAUCUCAUCCUUAAAAAUGAUUCUUCUCCUGAGUACUUCAGAUAAUUUUAUGGAACAGAUGCUGUGAUAUGUAUAGGGUGAAUGCAUUGGACGUGUUGCUAUGCAUUAAGUAGCAAAUGAUAAGAGUAGUACCAAGUCACAAACUUAAAGGAAGUGGAAAACAAACGAGGUUGCCAUAGCCAACAUGAGGCAAACUGAGUGAAGAUAAUUAAAUCACAGCAUUCAGUAAACUAUUUUUUCUUCCCGUUUAGACCUUCUGUUGAUAGUUGGAUCUUUUUUUGAGGCUGGAAUUCUGUAAAGGAGACUAGAUAUGCAUGAGCACACACAUUCUAGGCCAUAAUGAAAUAAGACUGAUUUAAACCUUCAUGGUCUGCAUGCAGUAAGUCUGCAAAAUAGGCUUUUGAUUGAUGUAUUUGCUUUGUUUAGUUUUUGCUUUAAUAUUAGAGUAAAGGUUUUCAUUUAACUUUUGGUUAGAUGAUGAGUGUGAGUUCUCUUCAGUGUUUUAGUUUAGCCUUACAUGCUCUUCAAAGUGGGGAUUAAAAUUUAGAGGCUUUGGCAACUUGAACUACAGUUUGUUGUGCAAAAGUUAGAAUACUUGCAAAUAUGCUUUCAAAUAAUAUUCUUUUGUAUGGAAAAAGCAAAUGCUAGCCCUCUUAGAAAUACUUGCAGAGUCAAGAAUUUAGAAGGCAUUCUAACUUUAGAUAUCUUAAUAAGUGGCAGGCUUUCAAAAAUAAUUCUGGGGGAGCUGUUUUGGGCAUAGUCCUUCUGAUUUUAGAAUCCCAUUAUUUUGAUACCUAAGGAUAGAAGAAUACAGAUUUAGUCACUAAAUUAAAAUAUUAGUGCUAAAUUCAUAGCAUGCUGUUCAUAUGAAUAGUUACUAGUGUGCAAUUGUAAGGAGGGUCUUUUGAAUUUUUUGAUUUGUACUGGAUUGCAAGAAACCAUAGAUGCCAGUUCUUUCCAUCCUGAAGUAUUCAGAAUACUCUGAAAAUGGGUAUUUUCAAACUUUGUGCUCUGAGGUUACCAUCUAUAUUUUUUCCAGAACUCUGUGGUACUUGGUUUUGGUUGUUUGGUUGUUUUUUGGUGUUGUGUUUUCUGUGUGUUUUUUUUUAAUAUGUAAUUGAUAUGUAUGGGUAGCUAUGCCAACCAGAGCAUCUAAGUUAAUACUUGGCACCAUGUAAUUGGCACAUUAUAUCUUUUUGUGACAAAAUAUCUGGUGUUACAACAGAGGUGAUAUUUGAAUUUAGGGUUUAAAAGUCUCGGGGCUCAUUAUACGCUGGCGUGACGAAUUUCCAAUUUGGAGUUGUGUUAUAAAGAAGAGCUGUAACUCUUGGCCAGCUAAGACAGACCAUUUUCUCAUCCUUACAAGUGUGCAAAUUGUACGUUUUAGCAAAACAGGUGUUUGAACAGUUCAGGGAAUCUGAAAUACUGCCUGGUGUGUAGCUGCACGCGGUGACAUAUUCACAUCACAUCUCUGGCUUGUGCUGGUUCUGCCCUAGUUACUUUUACUGGUAAUAAGCACCACAGACCUUGGAGGGCUGAAGGUUUUGCCAUAUGAAGAGUGUAAUUUAGUGUGGUGGGUAUUGCUUUCAGUGCUCCUUUUAUUUCUUCCAGCUUCUAGACUCCAGGCUUUAGAUCUGUUAGACUACUGUGUUUUGUUAGCUUUUGGGUUUUUUUAAGAGAGCUUAGUCAUAUAACACUCUACACAGUUAAAUCACCUGUUUCACAGUGGAAUUGCAACUGAUAUAGGAAAACUAUUGAGAAAUGUAUAAAUAUUGUACAGUUCUAUGAAGCCUUAUCAUGGUAUCAGAUAUAAAAAAUAAGGUUAGUGUUAGUGUUUGAAAAAAGACUUUGAAAAAUAAAGACUCAUUAUGUGCAGUAACCUUCCUCUCUCCAGUCGAUGUACAGAUUUGAUUGGCUUGCUUCAAAAGUCAAAUGUGAUGUUAGUCUUUUCACCUUUUCCUCUAGACUUCACACUGAAGUACAGCACCAACAAAGACUGAGACCAAAUGCUUUACUGGUUUUCCUAUUAACUAGGAUUCAUAAGAAAAUAAAAUCUCUUUUUCCAUGCAAAUACGUUGUUCUGAAGUGCGGCAUUACACCCAAACUGGUAUUUUCCUUUUGUCUACCUCUGUUACUCCCCAGUAAAAUGUAAAAAUAUAUUUUUAUAAACUACUCAGUGAGUUAUUGAGGCAUUUAAUGGUCUAUGGAGAGUUUAAUGCAGCUGUGACUUUCUUUUCAGCAGAUUUUCAUCGAGACUGAAUUCUUUUGAUGUUUUUCUUUUUAAAAUUAUGCAAAUUUUUAUAAAUUAAUCCUAACGUAAACAAAAAUUUUUCACAAAAGUUAAAUUUACUAUUUUGAAGUAUGAUCAUGAAAAUCUUGUAGAAUAGAGCAGUUUAAUACCAAAUUUUAACAAAUCUGAAGCUGAACAAGCUGAGUUCCUUUUUAAACUUAGAUUUUUGUGACUGAGCAGCAUCAUAAAUAAAUUGGUAAGAAUUUAAAACCCCAUUGCUGUUUUCACUAUAUUAAUUGUUUAAUUAAAAGUGCUUUCUAAUGACUUGUGUUGCUCACUAGAAGUGACAAAAUCGACCUUUUUGCUCAGUUUCUAAUUUUUCUUAGGUUCCGUGCCAGUGUUCCAGUAUCCUUCAUCCCCAGGCUUUUGGCGAGAGGUUCUUUUUAAGAAAAACUGUCUCCUUCCCUCCGUAUAUUAUGAAAACCAUAACCAGCAGCAGGUUGAAACAAUUUGUGGAUAAUCAUUGUUGCGCAGUUUUGAACUAGAGAAGUAGCUGUUUCUACUAAUCCACACAGUGUAAAAAAGUGGUUGUGAAGCCACUUAAAUAAAACAGCAGGGAAAGAGUAUUAACUGAUACUUCAGCAUAAUUCAACGUAGAUAAUCACUCUUAACCAUGCAAUACAAAAUCACGUGCUUAGCUUCAAGAUAUAUUGCUAGUUUGCUUCAAAAUCAAAUGCCAUUUAGUGGUUUGCUGGCAGGGUAAUUGUACAGAGUUACAAGUAUUCCUCAGAGAUGACAUGGUCUGAGGAGCAUGGCCAAGGUAGACAUCUGGAAACAAAAGGCCCCAAAAGAAAAGGCACAUAAGUUGUAGCAGGUUCUCGAAAGUUCACAUACAGCUGUAAAGAGAGAAUUAGUUUCAUUUUGCAUCAAAAUGUUUAUCUGUUUCUCCUGCUGACUUUUUUAAUUUUUUAAUUGAAUUUCAGUCCCUCGUACAACUUACCUUUUGUAUAAGGAUUGCGAUUCACUUAAAAUCAUUACUAUGUUAAAUGCAGUGCAUUUUAGCUAAAACAUGUCCUAGGCAUUAUUCAGUUAAGGUUAAUCUAUUUACAAUUAUAAAUACUUAGCUUAAUUCACUUAAGAAAACUUAAAGGUAUUGGAUGCUUCAUAGAAACACAAACUUGCCUUUAAAUUUGCCAGUAAAAUCAAUAUCCAUACCCUGGAUUCUUGAGCUGUAUAACCUAAUCAAGUUCUUUGAAAAAAAUACGUACAUACCUAUAGAUUUUAAUUGGAUUUAAAAUUCUUAUUUUUAUUUCUGAAUUUGAGGAAACAUACUGCAGUAUGGUAAAUGAAUUAUGUAAGUUGUGUACUUGUGUUGAUUUGACUUGUGUGUACUUUAGUGCUCAUUAUACAAGGCUUGAAGUCUUACUGUCAGGAUACUCUGAAAGGUCUGUAAAAUAUUUAUAGAAUUAUGAAAACUUUUGCAGCAAAUUGUUUUUUGCUCAUUCUGUAAUACGGAAGUAUAUUGUUAGAUUAAACUUUUCAGUAAGUUGUC